UGUUUGUGUAGGAAUUUGUUCUGUAGAAAACCUGCCUGAAUGGAAGCUGAAAGGAGAACUAGCUUAAAGGAUGUUAUAAUGUAGACAUGUUGACGACCUCAUCCUCAGACAAGCAAAGACACCUCCCUCCAGCAAUGUCCGACUCUCCUAACCCGGUGACAGGCCUGAGCCCAGCUGACUGUGACGUCGUCAGGGCCAUCUGGGCCAAGGCGUAUGCUCCAGAGGUCAGAAAGGAGAACGGGGAGACGCUCAUCCUCAGCUUGUUUAAAACCUUUCCGGAAACCCAGGAUCUGUUCCGAGCUCUUAAAGAUCUAAGCCUGAAAGAACUGGGUGAGAGCAAUGUGUUUGCCCGCCACUGCUCGCUCGUCAUGGCUCAGCUCAACGCCAUGAUUGGUCAGCUGGAGAACACAGACAAACUGGUGCCCAUGUUGGUGAAGUUAGCAGAGGAUCACUACAAGGUCAACGUCAAGACAGCUGAGAUCAAGCAUCUGUCCGCCAUAACUGAGGGAUACUUCUGUCACGUGCUCAAGCAGGACCAGCUGUCCCCGGAAGUGACGCAGGCCUGGACGAGGCUGCUGACCGCUCUAGUCGGAGUCUUCCAGCAGGUGGAGAACCAGAAGGCGUGACCACCACGUCCACUGACCACCACGUCCACCACGUCCACUGACCACCACGUCCACUAGAGGGCACCACAUCUAGCCGGAGAGGUCACUAUGUUUGGUCCGCUGCCAUGCCACCUUUUUACUAUCACGCGUAACCGCACAAACACACACACACACACACACACACACACACACACACACACACACACACACACACACA
Messenger RNA from Aplysia californica (California sea hare), 822 nucleotides. RefSeq lists its product as uncharacterized. Gene Ontology annotation, molecular function: oxygen binding; heme binding. The record is from RefSeq and is a predicted model, not a curated record. The transcript is spliced from 4 exons. NCBI's taxonomy places the organism in Eukaryota, Metazoa, Mollusca, Gastropoda, Aplysiida, Aplysiidae. Bases 87 to 626 code for a protein of 179 amino acids.